CCUCGGUCUGUCCUUUUUGAGCCGACUGCUAUUGACCAUAACUCCAUAGUUUUGAAUUCAAUUCAACGAACAAAGUGAACUAAUCACGAGUGAAAUUCAAAGUCUUUAAAUUUAAUUUGAACAGCAAACAACAGUAACAACCAACAACAGCAAUCAAGAGUCACAACCAACAACAGCAGCAACAACAGCAACAACAACAUUAGAUUUCUCAAUCAACCAGAUGUCUUCUUCUACUUUCUUCUGUGUUUCAGGUUCGAAACAGUGCAGUGGCUGCGGCUGCUGUGAGCAGAGCCCAAGGCGGACGCUCCGCCACAGCAACCCGGAAUUGGGUUCUCGCGCCUCGGCCACUUUCCCUGCAUAUUCAAUCCGAAAGUCACACUCUCUGGAUUGGGGUGUUGGGCCUGUUGCUGCUCCACAAACCUUGCCCCUUCCAGAAUCUUCGCUGAUUCAGAGACCGGACGGGGUUCCUAAACAAGGGCAGGGUGAAAAUCAAGUUGCCACAACCUCCAUAUCAGUACCGCUGGCUUCUUUCUCCAGCUGCAUUCAUCCAGAUGAAAAUGCUUGUGGGGGUUGUUUUAACUUUUGUCUCCCGACGAAAACUCAGGCAAAUGAUAUCUCAAGCCAUACUUUUAGCCUACAAAGAUCAAACACUCUGGAUGGUUUUUAUAGUCCUCCAGUUAGCCCCCGAAGAACAAAUGCGGCCGCAGAUCCUUUACCUUCUUUUGGGGGUCCCCAAGAUCACUAUCAGGAUUCAUUCCCUUCGAGGUUAUUACCAAAGGGACAAUCUCGUAGUCUUGGUCAUUCUCCUCUUCACAACCCCCCGUCUCGAAGUCAACGCUUCAACCCAAAAGGUUCAAAUGGAACUGCAGUCACAGAGAGUUGUUCUGAGAGGGUUGAAAGUAGUAGUCGCGUCAGUGCUCACCCCUUGCCUCUGCCUCCUUCACCACAGUCAUCUAUCAUGCAUAACAAUGCCGAAAUUUUACCAGUAUCAUGUAUUAAAGGACAAUGGAAGAAGGGAAAACUUAUUGGCAGGGGUACCUUAGGCAGUGUUUAUCUCGCAACCAACCGAGAGACCGGGGCAUUGUGCGCAAUGAAGGAAGUUGAUCUCAUUCCUGACGAUCCUAAAUCUGCAGAAUGUGUAAAGCAAUUGGAGCAGGAAAUUAAAAUCCUCCGUACACUGAAGCAUCCAAAUAUUGUGCAGUAUUAUGGUAGCGAAGUAAUUGAUAAUCACUUCUGCAUAUAUCUGGAGUAUGUUUAUAUUCGGCCCGGAGCCAUUGAUAAAUAUGUCCAAGACCAUAUUGGAGCUAUGACGGAAUCUGUAGUUCGCAAUUUCACUCGCCACAUCCUCUCCGGGCUGGCCUUUCUGCAUGGCACGAAGAUAAUUCACAGGGAUGUAAGGGGUGCAAAUUUGCGUCUUGAUGCAUCAGGAGUUGUUAAAAUUGUCAAUUUUGGGAUUGCAAAACACCUCAAUGGGCAAUCAGAUAAUGUUUCUUUGAAGGGCAGUCCGAACUGGAUGGCUCCUGAGGUCAUAAGGACUGCAAUGCAGAACAACGCGGAUCCUGAUUUACCUUUGGCCGUUGAUAUAUGGAGCUUGGGUUGUACCAUCAUUGAGAUGUUCACUGGAAAACCUCCUUGGAGUGAAUGUACAGGACCUCAAGUUAUGUUCAAGAUGCUGAACAGAAUCCCAGAUAUUCCCGAAACAUUGUCUGCAGAAGGAAAGGACUUCCUCCAUUGGUGCUUUCGGAGGGACCCUGCCAAGAGACCAUCGGCUGCUGAGCUACUUGAACAUCCAUUUGUACAUGCACAAAACCCUUGAUUUUAGUUGUACAAUUAAACCAAUAGAAAAAUGGGGAUUUUUUGAACGAAAAUUCGAAUGGUAACUGGGUCAUCCGGUUUCACCAUCUGAUUGCUUAAGAGCAUCUCUAAAGGAGAUGUCAAAAUGUCCACAUAAAUUAUAACAGUAAAAAAAAAACCAUAUUAAUGUUCUCCAACCGAAAUGCCAACUCCAAUGUGGCAAUGACAUAAAUUGGCUGCAACUUCAAAAUUAAUUAUUAAUUUUUUCUAUUGGUUUAAUCAUUAUUAUAACGAAUACUG
Messenger RNA from Malus domestica (apple), 2094 nucleotides. Its product is annotated as mitogen-activated protein kinase kinase kinase 5-like. Gene Ontology annotation, molecular function: ATP binding; protein tyrosine kinase activity. The record is from RefSeq and is a predicted model, not a curated record. NCBI's taxonomy places the organism in Eukaryota, Viridiplantae, Streptophyta, Magnoliopsida, Rosales, Rosaceae. Gene Ontology annotation, biological process: protein phosphorylation.